Molecule: messenger RNA, 1395 nt
Organism: Vicia villosa (hairy vetch)
Lineage: Eukaryota; Viridiplantae; Streptophyta; Magnoliopsida; Fabales; Fabaceae
Exons: 2
Coding region: 1-1395 (464 amino acids)
Source: RefSeq, a predicted model, not a curated record
AUGGCCGGCAAUAACGAAGAUCCCUCUUCAACGGACGUUGCAAUACUUAAGAAAAACGACGUCUCCAUCGUUCCACCUUCGAGAAACACCAUCCCUCGAGACGGUGUCACAUCGUCCCCUUCCCCAAAAGAUCUCCAAGAUGAUCAAUUUCAUCGCUUCGAAGAUACGAGCGGGAAGGACAACCACGAAGAAAGUCUGGGCAAUCCUUUCCUCUCCAAAGGACAGACUCCUCAAGAUCAGACCAUAAACGUUGUUCUAGCCGCUCUUGCCCAAACCAAUGCGCUCAUACAGCAGAAGAGUGACCGAAUCGGGGCCCUUGAGCAGAAGCGCCACUCAAAGACGCCCCCCGAUCAAAAAACUCGUUAUCGACGCGAAGUAGUCACCAAGAAACGCCCUCGUUCACCUUCCCCCAGGGAGAAGGCAGGUCCCUUUUCCAAGAAAGGGUCGAACAACCAACGUUCCCGACACCAUUCACAGUCCCCUCGGCCAAAAAAGAAGUCUAGAUCACCCUCGGCAAGACACGACGGUAACCGAAGGCGACACAGGCGUAGCCAGAGCCGAUCUUCUUCUCCGUUUGCCAGCGACGAUGAAGAGGAGCGCCAUGGUCCUCUAUCCCAGGCAAUCUUAGAGGCUCCCCUGCCAACAGGUCUCGAAAAACCCCCUCCGUUGGGCACCUACGACGGGACAACCGAUCCAGAUGAACAUAUCGAGAACAUCGAUGCCCUUCUCGACUACAGAGGAGUGCCAGGUCUCCGACCACGGUUAGACUUCGCUAAAGCCGUCGGAAUCGAAACACCCGCUACCCUGGACGAAUUCUUUCUCAAAGCCCAAGCUUACAUACAGUAUGAAGAGAAAGAAGCAGCCCACGCAGUCCGUAAUUCCAGGCACGAAGAGAGCAAUAAAAACGCACGCCAAGAUGAGUCUCGCCGAGGAGCUGACAAAAAGAAAGAUGAUAAAACUCGGGACCCUAAGGACUACAAAACUCCCGCGGGGAAGUUCCGAGAGUACACCCCGCUGAACGCUUCAAGGGAUCGCAUUUUGAAUGAAUGCGCAAACGCCGAGUUUCAGACGGGCAAGGUCCGGUUCCCGAAGAGCAUGACCGCCCGGCCAAACGUGGAUAAAUCGAAAUUUUGCAGAUUCCACAAAGGUCACGGGCACAACACUGAAGACUGCAUCCACCUAAAGGACACAAUAGAGAUAUUAAUCAGGGAAGGGCACCUGAAACAAUACGCAAAAAAGCAGGAGGCUACCAAAGAGGCUAAACCAAUCACCGAGGAAAAACCGGCGGAGGACACGCCCACCAUGCAAGUGGCCAUGAGCGUUACCAGGCCAGGAGAUUUUUAUCUCCCUGAUUGGGCCAACGCUGCAACCACCAACUCCUCCUACAGCGCCUAG